Molecule: messenger RNA, 3225 nt
Organism: Symbiodinium sp. CCMP2456
Lineage: Eukaryota; Dinophyceae; Suessiales; Symbiodiniaceae
Source: the annotation of a GenBank genome assembly
AUGCUAGUGCUUUGGAUCUUUUUGGCUUGGCUGCGUGCAAACGGACAGGAUUCAGGAUGCACUGAGCCCGAACCGGCACCGUCGUCGCUCCAGCUCCUUCAGCAGAACUUGCGGCUGGGACGAGGCUCGGUGAACAGCAUCCUCGCUGACUCCCAGUCUCCGACGUCUCUGGCUAAUCUCAAGAAGCUCUUAGAUGGGUGCUCUGGAUGGGAUUGCUUGAAACAGUAUGUGGAUCGGCCAGAUGCAGCUUAUAGCUGGCGGGACAGCCACAUGAGGCUGCAAGGCUCUGUGGGCGGUGUGGAAUGGACUGCGGCACUCCUGCAGAUGACCAGCCAGACAUGGCUGCCAGAUUUAGUAUCACCAAGCUCCUGGAAUCAUUCAUUAGUCGUCAUCUCGCCCAAGAAUGUCUCGCAGACUGGCUGGUGUUUUCUCUAUGUCGCCAUGGGUUUCUACGGCUCUUCCGGCGUGGACAAGGCUGUUGAAGCCUCAAAUCCCGAUGUCCAAGCUGCUGCGAAGAUUGCCGUGUCGGUGGGGAUCCCUGCUGCCGUGCUGUUUAACGUGCCAGCAGAGCUAUUGACCUUUAAGACUUCUGCAUCUCAAGGCCCUUUAGUAGAGGACGGGACGCUUUCCCAUUCUUGGGCACUCUUUGGCCGUCAGCCCUUCGGACUUGGAGCCUGGCGCCCAGAUCCUCGGCUGCUGCUGGAGCUGCCCAUGACGAAGGCUGUCGUGAGGGCGAUGGACGCAAUAGGUGACUUCGCAGAUUCUGGAGCUGUUGCUGGCAUCUCCGGCAAGCUGAAGUUUGUGGUGAUGGGAACCAGCAAACGAGGGCACCUGUGCUGGCAUGCCGCGUCUGUGGAUGCCCGUGUCGAAGCUAUUGUCCCGAUCGCAAAGGCGUUGAACAUGCAAGGGUUUCUCAACCUCUCGCAGAGAGAAUUGGGUGGACUGCCCCAAGCCGCCACAGACUAUGCCCAAGCAGGAGUGUUGGAACACCUCGAGGACACUCCGCAGGGACGCUGGUUCAUCAACAUCACGGAUGCCUUUGCUUACAGGGAGCGGUUUGCCGGGUUACCUAAGCUAGUAAUAAACGCCGCGAAUGACGAGUUCUUCGUCCCGGAUCACACGCGGGUAUGGUGGCCGGCACUGCCAGAUCCGAAGUGGCCUCUUGGCAUGAACCUGGAGACUUUGGCGCUGGCCCUUUGCUGUGAUAUUUUGGUGUCCAGGCACCUUAUGAUCCCGAACAGUGGGCACAUUGGUGGCGGCCAGCAGGUCCGAAGCCUGGCAGAACCUAUCUCCGCAUUUCUCUCUGGCCUCGUGCACACCGAGGACGCAGGGUCUCAGGCCAAAAUUCGUUCGGAUGUAUCAUCGUCCCUAGGCACGUCAAGCGUCGUGAUGCUUCAGGCGCAGGACGCUGCCGAACUCCCUCGUCUCUCCUGGAGCAUUCAAAAGACGGGAGCUAUCACGGCCAAGCUUGACAAAGCAAGCCCUUCACCAUCGGAAGUUGUCUUUUGGCAGGCCACAACAUGCGACUCGCAAAGGCGAGAUUUCCGAUUGCACAAUGCGGACCGUGGCGAAACCUGCCGUAAAUGUGGUUAUCAAGGAUUGUAUGGCUGCGUGAACGAAGCUGUGACUUGGAACAGUUCCACGAUGCAGGAGACAGAGCACCGCAGCUUUGUAUGGGAAGCGAGCGUGUCCGCACCUGCCGAUGGCCGCUGGACAGCCUUUUUCCUGACCUUCCAUUGGCCGACUGGAUUGAGGCUUUCGACAGAGGUGUCUGUUGGCCGCGAGUUGAAUCUGACAGGCCUGUCAGCCCUCAUGGGCUUCCGACAGAGCCUCACCAGCACGAUGCUCCAGAUCGAUCUUUUGCUGAUCAGCUCAGUGCCCGUCACGAAGGGAGGGUCCGACUUGGCAGCCGCCGAUCGGCGACGCGUCCUCGCAGCUGCGACCGUGGUUGGCUUGGUUGAUGAGAUCGACAUCGGCCUGCUCGCCGCUUCCUUUAUGCAGCUGGAGAAGGAGUUCGGGUUCGCUCCCGAUGUUCUCGGAAAGCUCCUGAUGGCCAGAGGUCUUGCAAACAGCCUAUCAGGCAUCGUUUGGGGAUCCCUCGCAGACCGUCUGGACAGGAAACGAAUCAUGGUCGCGUCGAUGAUGCUGGCCGGCAUCUUCACAAUGCUGACGCCAGAGCUUACGACACUGCAAGGAUUCUUUGCGACACAGAUGUCCAUCGCAUUUUUUGCGGCAGCAGCGGUUCCAGUUACGCAGAGCCUAGUCAGCGAGAAAGUCGAGGCAACCGACAGAGGUGUGGCCUUCGCAUCCCUGGCCAUGUGCUCAGGCUUUUCCUGCUCGGCGGCAGCCCUCCUUGCCGGGGUCCUCUCCUGGCGGGAAGCGUACCGGAUCAUGGGCGGUGCCACGAUCUCGCUGGCACUCUGUUUGCUCGUUGCUUUUCCUGCAGAAUGUCGCCCGGCCUCUGAGAGGACUCUUGAAGGUGCUCUGGCCACAGAGAUGGAGCAGCUGUGGGCCAUCUUCCGCAUCCCAACCUUCAGAGCACUGCUGCUGGGCGGCGUGGUCGGCUGCAUCCCCUGGAAUGCUUUGAGCUUUAUGAUGAUGUUCGUUGAAGACCUGGGUUUCGACUCCUCGCGUGCAGCAGUUCUCUUGGCGGUGAUGUCGGUGGGCCGAAUUCUCGGAUGCCUUGUGGGAGGCAUCUUGGGAGACUACAUGGCCCGCGUGUCACCUCUGCAUGGCCGCGCCUUCGUUGCGCAGCUGUCCAUAAUCCUGGGGAUGGCUCCCUUGUAUUGGGUUCUGCGCUGCUACUCCCACUCCAGCCGUUCUCCGUCCAGCCUAGCCUCUGCAUUGUUCACCUUCUCCCUGCUAGCAACCUGGUGCAACCCGGGAGUGGACCGCCCUUUGUGGUCUGAGUUGGUGACCCCGAACUGCCGCGGCAAGAUCAUUGCCUGGUGGACUGCUAUCGCGCAAUCUUUCGGGUCAGUCUUUGCAGGUCCGGUGGUUGGUUACAUCUGCGUCGGCGUGCUUGGUUACCAGCCUGGAGCUGAAGGCAGUCGAAGAGCAAACGCGGAGUCAUUAGGGACUGCGAUGGCCAUCUGCACCAUGCUUCCUUGGAUCGUUUGCUUCGGCUGCUACUCUGCCAUCCAUGCCACCUAUCCGUCAGACCGGCACCAUGCUGACCGCAUUUCUAUGGGUCUUGGUGCGAAAGCAGCGCCUCUAGAGUCUUAA